CAAAAAAAAAGAGAAGAGUUAUCGAAAAAAUUAAAAAUAUAAAAUUAUUACUUAAAAUGAUUAGUAAAUGUAAUUCACUUGAAAUGAUACAUUUUCGCAUUUUAACAAAUUCAUAUUCAGGAAUGCGUCGAAAUUGUCAAAAAUGGAUUAUUGAUCAAUGGCCACAGAUAUGUUAUACAUCCGGUGACACCGAUACAUCUAGGAUACAUUCCUGUGAAAUGCUUUCCACAUUUCCAGCUUGCAUCGAUAGAUCAAUUCUUGAUAAUGAUAAUGCCGCUUCGUUAUGCCAGUGUAUUCAACAAUGUACCGCAGCAAGAUCACAUGCAACUCUAAAAUACGUAUUCUAUAACGUCUUCCUUACUUUUGUAUUUUGUUUGUUAUUAUGCAAUAGCAGAUUAGUUAUGGCAUAUCCUGCUUCAAUUCAGAUUAGUAGUACAAGUACACCGGUAGUGUCGCUUUUGGGAAAGCCAGUGACGGCGAAAAAUUCCCUAAAUGCCACUACAUCGCUGUUGUUAAGCAUGCACCAGAGAUUUUCAAUGGAGAACAAUUCGAUACAAAAGCAGCCAUCGUCCGUGCCGUCGUCAACGGUUCAAGAAAGAAGUCGUGCCUUAAAACGUGUAUUUCUAUCAAAUCGUACCAUUGUAUGUAACGAUGGAACUUUGGCUGGAUUUUAUUUGCGUAAGAAUGCAAAUUCAAGGAAAUGGAUUGUGUUCCUAGAAGGCGGUUGGCAUUGUUACGAUAUGAAAACAUGCCGUUCUCGUUGGACUCGUUUAAGGCAUUUAAUGACAUCUUCUCAAUGGCCCGAAACCAGGGAUGUUGGCGGUAUUUUGUCUCCUCUACCCGAGGAGAAUUCUUAUUGGCAUAGCGCGAAUCAUGUUUUGGUGCCCUAUUGCAGCAGUGAUUCCUGGUCUGGUACGAAAGCGGAGCCUGACUCACCUGAAUUAAAUUUUCGUUUCAUGGGCGCGCUUAUAUUGCGUCAAGUUGUCUCAGAUCUUAUACCGUUGGGCUUGGGUCGAGCAAAAGGAGCCGAACUGUUGCUGGUAGGUUCGUCAGCUGGCGGAUUGGGAGUAAUGCUGAAUCUCGACCGCAUCACACAUUAUUUACAACAUGAACGUCAACUUCAGGUAACAGUAAGAGGUGUCAGCGAUUCGGGUUGGUUUUUGGACCGUGAACCUUACACACCCUCUGCAGUUGCAUCUAGCGAAGCUGUACGCCAAGGUUGGUCGAUGUGGCAAGGCUCACUACCAGAAUCCUGUGCACAGUUGCACAAAUCUGAACCGUGGCGUUGUUAUUUUGGUUAUCGACUUUAUCCAACAUUAAAAGCUCCAUUGUUUGUGUUUCAAUGGCUAUUCGAUGAAGCUCAAAUGAGAGCCGAUAAUGUCGCUUCCCCCGUAACACCGCACCAAUGGAAUUAUAUACAUGCUAUGGGCGGAGCUUUACGAUCUUCCCUCGAUAAUGUUUCAGCCGUAUUUGCACCUUCUUGUAUAGGCCAUGCGGUACUUUCUAAACGUGAAUGGUUAACUAUUAAAAUUGAUGAAAUAUCAUUGCCUACCGCGUUACGCUGUUGGGAACAUGCAACCCGUCCACAUCGUAAAAGUUAUGGAAAGUUAAAACGCUCCACAGAGGCUACCACAUAUGAAAAUCACAAACGUCACGAUAAACAGAAGAGUAGAAAACAAAAUGCAGAAAAAAGGCGCUUAGAUAAAAGCGAACGUGAAAAUAAUAAUCACUUACGGCAUAAACAACAAAAACGACAUGAAGAGCGACGAAAACGCCGUAAGAAUAAUAUGGCGUUCAUACAUGAAAAUAAUCUGACUAACGGUAUAAGUUCAAGUGAUAAUAAUUCAACUAAUGCUCAGAAUCGCAAGAAUAAAAAUCGACGUCGUAACGAUUUUGAAAAACAAAGGGGUGAACGACAUAUUCAACAAAAAAAACGCCGAAGACGAAGAAAAGAACAACAAAAACAACAACGUCUGAGCAGUUUACGCACAGAUUUCUCUACAGACUCGAUUCAUUUGGAAAAGCGUCGUAACUUGUUAUCAAAAAUUAAUAAACGUACUGGAGUGCCGAGAGUACCAGAGAAAUGUUCUUUACGUUUAAUGGAACGUUGCAGUUGGCCACAAUGCAAUCAUUCUUGUCCCUCCCUCACUAAUCCGGCAACAGGCGAAGAAAUGCGAUUUCUUGAGCUUUUAUCCUCAUUCGGUUUAGACAUUGAAGCUGUAGCGACAGCAUUGGGCGUAGACAUGCAAACACUAAACAAUAUGGAUCGCACUGAAUUGGUUAAUUUAUUGACACAACAAGUAAGUUGACGUUAGGUAAAUAUUAAUAUAAAAAAUCGCAUUAAUUUAAUGCUAAAAAUCUUGUGCGCAUUAAAGACGACAGGUGCUUUAAGCUUGCGUUUAUACAAAAACCUUAGCCAAGAAUUCUAGAAAUUAAUAUAAAAAACAAAAAAGUACUUCGCAACUUAUGUAUCCUCGGUUGACAAGUAAAACGCAUUAAGUACCUUUGCGGCUGAUUGGAGACAAUAAGAUUUUAAAAUUCUAUGCCAUCAGGCAUUUUGACUCGUGUAAUCGACAUGAUGAGUUUCUCUUGCGAUAAAUGAUUGAAAAAUAUAAAACUUUACAAUGUAAAGUCAU
Glossina fuscipes is the source of this 2636-nucleotide messenger RNA. RefSeq names its product palmitoleoyl-protein carboxylesterase NOTUM (gene Notum). The coding region runs from base 57 to 2309 and encodes 750 amino acids. NCBI's taxonomy places the organism in Eukaryota, Metazoa, Arthropoda, Insecta, Diptera, Glossinidae. The transcript has 4 exons. The record is from RefSeq and is a predicted model, not a curated record. Gene Ontology annotation, molecular function: hydrolase activity.